CUUCUUCCUUUUUCACACACACUUAACACAAAUAUUUUUCUGAGACUCAAUUAUGUACGCCACUUUAAACAUACCCACUAUUCAACCCCACUUUUUUUCGCCCCAAUCCCCGCCCAAAACCGCCCUUUCCCCAAAGUCACCCCAAUCCCCUCCCCAAAUCGUCCUUUCCCCAAAUUCCACCCGGUAUUCCGGCCGAAACAAGCGAAACCCCUGUCCGUCUGCCGUCUCGUAUGCGGCUGAGGAGUCUACUGCCGUGGGCACGCUCGGAGGAAGCUUGUACGAGGUUCUGAGAGUUCACCCCACGGCCUCCUUGACAGAGAUCAAGAUGGCGUAUCGCAACCUGGCGAAAGUUUACCAUCCCGAUUUAUCAGGGGAACGCACAUCAGAUGGCCGAGAUUUCAUCGAGAUCCAUAACGCUUAUGCCACGCUAUCGGAUCCGGCAGCGAGGGCGGUUUAUGAUCUGUCGUUGGCGGGGAGAAAUAGGAGGAGGUUACAAACGGCGCCGUUUGGUUUUUCGGGUCGUGGUGGAUUUUACCCGACCCGGAGAUGGGAAACGGACCAGUGUUGGUAGCCGGAUUUUUUUUUUUUUUUUUUUUCAUUUGGGGGACCCCACAUUGUUUUUCUUAAUUUGAGGGGUUCAAAUGUUAUUUUUGCAAUGUUGGGGGUGCCGAUGUAAAUAACAUUAUGUACAUAUAAUUGAGUAAAUAUACAUCAUUUCCGGCAUUAAAGUGA
Messenger RNA from Pistacia vera, 732 nucleotides. Its product is annotated as chaperone protein dnaJ 11, chloroplastic-like. Bases 53 to 571 code for a protein of 172 amino acids. The transcript has a single exon. NCBI's taxonomy places the organism in Eukaryota, Viridiplantae, Streptophyta, Magnoliopsida, Sapindales, Anacardiaceae. The record is from RefSeq and is a predicted model, not a curated record.